This is a messenger RNA of Didymosphaeria variabile, 2553 nucleotides long. RefSeq lists its product as uncharacterized. The record is from RefSeq and is a predicted model, not a curated record. Gene Ontology annotation, biological process: carbohydrate metabolic process. NCBI's taxonomy places the organism in Eukaryota, Fungi, Ascomycota, Dothideomycetes, Pleosporales, Didymosphaeriaceae. Gene Ontology annotation, molecular function: hydrolase activity, hydrolyzing O-glycosyl compounds; carbohydrate binding. The coding region runs from base 1 to 2553 and encodes 850 amino acids. The transcript has 2 exons.
AUGGUGCAGCUCGAGGUCGUCCCCACAGGCUUCCAGCGCGUAUCGAAAGAGGAUGGUACUCCAAGCGUGUCUCUCCAAUCCAUGAAGAAUGGAACAGCGUUCAACUUCACGUUUGAAGCACUUCGGCCAGGGCUGUUCCGAACGAGCUUCACUUCUAAAGACCACCGCCUUCCACCUCAUCGCGCGGCACCGGUACCAAGUCGCAAACUAGACGAUGAAAGAGUCACAACUUCGCAUACAGAUAAUGUGAGCACUCUUCAAGUGGAGAAUAUUACAGCCAAGGUCGACUGGAGCAGUGGGCCUCCUUUAGUCUCAAUCACACUCCCAAACCAGAAAGCCCCAAUUUACACAGACCUGCCCAAUCGCUCCUACGUAGCCGACGGACCAGGAAUUGCUCAUUAUACACGCUACAACUCCAAAACGCUCCAUCUAGGACUGGGCGAGAAGCCAGCGCCAAUGGACCUCUCCAACCGACACUUCGUGCUCUCGGCAACAGACAGCUUUGGAUACGAUGUCCAUCGCACCGAUCCCAUGUACAAACAUAUCCCGCUCCUGAUAAACGCAACACCUAGUGGAUGCGUAGCAAUCUUCUCUACGUCACACGCGCGGGGUUACUACUCAGUCGGUUCCGAGAUGGAUGGCAUGUGGGGACGCUUCAAGGUGUAUCGCCAGGAAUACGGUGGCUUGGAACAGUACAUAAUCACUGGGAAAACGUUGAAGGACAUCGUAACCAUCUACGCCGACCUCGUCGGCUACCCGCUUCUCGUCCCAAGAUGGGCGUUUGGGUACCUCGCCGGAGGGAUGAAGUACUCCAUGUUGGACGAGCCACGCGCCUGUGAUGCCCUCAUGGACUUCGCCAGCAAACUAAAGAAGCACGAUAUCCCCUGUUCAGGAUUCCAGAUGUCCUCAGGUUACACGGUUGCGGAAACGGAGCCAAAGACGCGCAACGUCUUCACUUGGAACUACCACCGGUUUCCGGAUCCCAAGGGCUUCGUUGACGCAUAUCACAAAGCAGGCAUUCGGCUGAUCGCCAACAUCAAGCCUUACGUGCUGGAGAACCACCCAGAAUACGAGAAAUUGAAGAAGGAAGGCGCGCUUUUCACAGACUCGUUGACUAUGGCAUCGGCCGAGGCACGUCUCUGGAGCGCAGGCGGCGGCGAAUCUGGCGUCGGCGGCCAUAUUGACUUUACUUCUGAGGCGGGAUACCGCUGGUGGUAUGAAGGCGUUCGAGAGCUCCGAAAACUUGGUAUCGAUUGCAUGUGGAAUGAUAACAAUGAGUACAUUAUUCCGCACGACAAGUGGCAAUGUGCGCUUACUGAACCGAACUUGAAGCAACAAGAUGGCCAGGACUAUGGGAAGGAUGUUGGCUUUUGGGGACGCGCGCUGAAUACAGAAUUGAUGGGGAAGAGCUCACAUGAUGCGUGUGUGGAGGUGUAUCCUAACGAGAGACCGUUCGUUUUGACAAGGAGCGCGACAGCAGGGACCCUGAGGUAUUGUGCUAGUUCGUGGAGUGGCGACAAUACGACGAGCUGGGACGGGAUGAGAGGUGCAAAUGCGCUGUCGCUCACUGCAGGAAUAUGCUUGAUGCAGUGCUACGGCCACGACAUCGGCGGCUUCGAGGGUCCGCAACCUAGCCCUGAACUCCUCGUCCGGUGGUGCCAACAAGGCAUUUACUCGUCGCGUUUCGCCAUCAACUGUUUCAAGACAUCGCCAGAGAAUAACUCGGUCGGAGAUGUCAUCGAGCCCUGGAUGUACGAGGAGACGACAUCACUCGUCCGUGACAUCAUAAAGCGAAGAUACGAACUCAUCCCCUACCUGUACUCCCUCGCGCUCGAAUCUCACACCACUGCCGCACCACCCCAGCGCUGGACCGGCUGGGGCUUCGAGCAAGACCCAGAAGUCUGGCAGAGCAAGCUCCUCACGGAUGGCGAGACGCAAUACUGGCUCGGUGACGCGCUGCUUGUGGGCGGCGUGUUUGAGCCGAAGCAGGAUGUUGGAAAGGUGUAUCUUCCCAAAGACCCUGCGAGCCCGGAUUUGCAGUUCCUCGACGUCAAUGCCAGCCAGAAAUUCUACGAUGCAGGGCAGUGGAUCGAAGUGCCGGCGAAAUGGCAGGAUGAAGGCAUACCGGUGCUUGCAAGAGUGGGUAGUGCAAUCCCAGUUGGUAAGCCAGUACAGGUCCGUUCUCCUGGAGACAAGGAAAACUUUGCGAAGUUGCCUGAAGAUGACUACCGGGCUGUGGAAAUUUUCCCGCCGAAGGGAUCAUCGCAUGGUAAGGAGUUUGCGAAUAGGUGGUUCGAAGACGAUGGCGUGUCACCACCGCCUGUGAGGAUUUCAAUCUUCGCGGUCAAGUAUACCAGUGAGGAGGACACAGUGUAUGUGACGUUUAGCGAGCAGCUGCAAGAAGGGUAUGAUCCGGCGUGGAAGGAGUUGGAGAUCAUUCUUCCGAGCGGCGAUGCGAGAGCGGUGGCAUUCAACGGGAAGGGGGCGGAGAGCAUGGCGACGGAUGAGAAGGGUCGGAAGCACUUCCGGUGCGAGAGUGUGAGGAGGGCUUGA